This is a messenger RNA of Corticium candelabrum, 4962 nucleotides long. RefSeq lists its product as uncharacterized. Lineage: Eukaryota; Metazoa; Porifera; Homoscleromorpha; Homosclerophorida; Plakinidae. The coding region runs from base 7 to 4839 and encodes 1610 amino acids. Gene Ontology annotation, molecular function: lipid carrier activity. The record is from RefSeq and is a predicted model, not a curated record. The transcript is spliced from 22 exons. Gene Ontology annotation, biological process: lipid transport.
UCAGCUAUGAGGGUGCUGCUACUCCUGCUGUGCAUCUCUUCUACUUUGUCUAAGUCAGUCAAUGAACCUACUGAAGACUCUCGAACUACAUCAUGCAAGUCGUAUGUGUACAAUGUGACUACACAUUCAGUGAUUGGUAUACCAGGAGUUGAGACUGGAAUUGGUGACCUUACAAUUGAAAUGAGAGUGAAGUUGUCUUUGUCUAAUGACAAGCCAUUAGCUCGUCUGAAGAUUCUUGAUUGCCGGAUGUUGGUUGUUAAUCAACCAAGCAGUUCGGUUCUUUGCGAUGAGUUGGUCAAGCGUGAUUUGUUGUUUGAGUAUGACAGUGGUCGUGCGGGCAAGAUUUUUGCCAAGAGUGACGAACGUGAAGAGAUACUAAAUGUGAAACGAGGAAUCAUUAGCAUGUUUCAAGUGUCACAGAUGCCAGAAGGCAUUCAUAACCACUUGGAGACCGGCAUUCUUGGCAGAUGUCCCGUGACUCUGGUUAGCUCUAAAACUGAGGAGGGUGAUAUCAUCACGAAAGAAACUGACACGCGUUUGUGUUAUCCACGUUCAAUCUCUCUUCAUAACCAACUUCGACGUAAUCUGGAGCAGGAAGCACUUUUUGACUAUAGUUGGCUGAUGGCCAGUUACAAAUUCAAUACCAAAGGAGUUAUGAUCAAAUGUGAAAUUGCUCAAGAACAAGCAUUUUCAGGUUUGGGUAAACAGGCAGGAUCAUCUCAUGGCGUUAUGCGGCAAGAAACAUUUCUGACAGAGGAGAUGGCUGAGGAAUGUUUGUCAAGAGCGUAUGAUGUGAGUUCUUAUAAAGAGACUUCCAUUACGUUCAGCAGCAUUAGUAGUGAUGCCAUUUCUCCAAGUGACAGUUGUAUAUCUGAAGUUGAGACCCAUUUUAUUGAUCUAUCUAAUGCUGAAGCAAAGGCUAUCCCAGAGCUGUUUACUUGGCUAAUUGAUUCGUUGGAAAAAUGCUCAUACUCAGAUCUUGUUAAAUUGUGGGAGUCGCAUGUUGACUGUCUUGAUAUGUCUGAUGUUGAUCAUAAGAGAAAUCUACUACAAGAUGCUGUUUUGGAAUCCAACAAGUCAUCCAAGAAUCAUAUGUUUUUAUUGGAUGCUUUGCCGAAUGUUCAUACUGAUGCAGCAUUGCGUCUGAUUGCAGCUCAAGUAACAUCUAACUGUCUUAGUGAUGCAAGAUAUGUGUUGAUGACUAACCAAUUGAUCGAAUGGUCAUCAAGUGGGACAGAUGCAUGUCUAAUACUCACGUAUAUUCUGGACAUGGCAAAGACUAUUACAGACUCAACUUGGACUAAUCGCAUAAUGAGUACAUAUGCCACUCUGGGUGCUGUUGUUGACAUUGCCCUAAAGUUUCCUGAUAAGAAAUGCUUGUCUCUUAUUAAAACGUCAUCUGAAUUUCUCACCACAAAACUUGAUGAAUAUGUUGAUGCCAUUCCUAAUGACUACAACAAGCAAUCUGAUGAUGCUUCGAACAAGGAAAAUUGGGAGAAUGCAAUCAGUACUAUAAUAGCAUUGGGCAAUGCAGGAGUUCCCAGCACCAUACCAUCUUUACAGAAAGCUAUUAAAGAGAAGAAGCUGCAGUCCGAUGGUCGUGUUUCUGCUGUUUAUGCUCUCAGGGGAGCAGGUUUCAGGACACCAGAUAUGGUUAGAAGUAUUCUUAUAGACAUUGUUACUAAAGAACAAGACGUUGAACUUCGUAUGGUCGCGUUUUCUGUCUUUAUGGAACUUCUCGAAGCACGAGGUGCUCCACCAGUCAACAUGUGGAAGAAACUUAUGCCUGUUUUGAUGAAACAAGAAGACCUUAACUUAAAGAGUUUUAUCUGCACUUACCUGUUAAGUGUGGACAAUACAAAAUCUCCAGCUUGGACAAAUGGUCGAUAUGCAGCCAACUGGCUGCUGCGUAAAGUUGGAGUCCUUUUUCCAUGUAUGGCUGUUGUUAUGAGCAAGGGAAGCUUCUUGUCUAUACAUAGUAAUGGCUACUUUUCAGCUGCUGAUUUGUUGAGAUCAAAUAUACCAAAUGAUGCAUUUGGUUUUGAUUAUUCUUUUCACAUGAUGCGAAGUGGACCUAGUUGGCUGCCACGUUCCCUCAUGAGCAAAUCUGCUAUGAACUUGUUUGGUUACAACUUUGACUUGUUUAAGAUCUAUUCUCGUGCUACUGGUAUGGAUCGACUGUUACGUCAUCUGUUCGGUCCUACAGGCUAUGCUCAAAUGGAUACACGUUUUAUGGGUCCUAGUGGUUUGCAACAAAGUGGAGAAUUUAGGAUGGAUGUGACCGAGGAAGACAUGAGUACGUUUACCAGUCUAGAUUGGAUGGGGUACACAAGAGUCUGGGGCCAUCGAGAGCAGAACUGGUACAUGAGGACUUUGUAUAGUUCACGCCUUACGUCUCUACGUGAUUACAUAGCUAACACAGACUUUAGAAAUAUGGGUUAUGAAGACGUCAAAAAAAUUCUUCCAGAGAUGGUCAAAUAUAUUAGAUCAAUACUUGCUGGCAGAUUUGACUUAGAUCCACAGACCAUCGAUUUUAUGAAAACAAUUCAAGUUCUCAACAAAGAAUUUGUUUUCCCCACAUUUACUGGUUUGCCUAUCAAAGUGCAAUCGAGAUCAUUUGCACACUUGGGGUUGAAGGCAGAAGUAAAUGUCAGUGUCAUCACAAAAUCCUUGGUAAAGAGGAUGGUUGACAUGAUCUAUAGAUCCACAGAGGAUGAUUGGAAAUUGGACUUGUAUUCUAAAAUGAAGACCAGGUUUACUGUGUCGGAUGAAGUUCAAACUUUUGUUGAUGCUAUUGAUAUACAGCCUCGUCUUGUCUUUUGUGCUAACAUAAGUGCUGACAACAAGCUCGGCGUUAAUGCAACAAUGUUUCAUAAUGGAACUGUUGUUGUCAAGCCAAUGAUCGGUUUGAACAAUCCCAACAUAAAAAACGUUCUAUUCAAUGCUACAUACAAUCAAUAUAUACAAGUGGGAAAUUAUUCUAGAAAACUUGGAAUUUCAAAAACGAACUCGACAUCACUGGUGGAGCCACUGUGUUUGUAUGAUAUGGGAUUUUGUAUGCAUGCCAAUGUGUCUUAUGCAAAUGUCACAGGCAUCAGUCAAGCUCCUUAUUUCUUAUUUGCUGGACCAAUGAACUUUUCUGUAUCACUGGAACGUAUUUACCGUGGAGAAGAGCAACCUACAAUUGUUGUGUAUAACAUCACAGAUCUCUCCCACAUAUUUUCUGGCUCUGGAAAUGUCUCUAUGGUUGUCAAACCAGUUGGUACUAAUCAGGGUACAAACAUGUAUGUGGCAUGGUAUAAUUCAGAGGACAGUAGGAUGAAGAUAGUUGAAUUAAGAGCAGUCAAUCCUACACGUGAAAUGUAUGGCCGUUUCUCUAACGAUCUCAACAAAUGGUUUGAUGUCGAAGGCAAUCUGACAAUGACCACGCCCACUCUUAAUGCUACAUUGCACGGGAGAGUGAACUAUACUAACAGUAAUAUAACUUUGUCAUUUGUACGCCAUGGACCAUCAGCUGAAACUCUUUUGAAAGUUCCUGAUAAAUUUGUACUCCAAGCAACUCGGUCACUGAUAAAGUACAGAUAUAGUCACGCACAACUAAUGUGGUAUGUUAAUGGAGGUGACAAACCACAAUGGCUACGUCUCGAGCUGACUCCAGCGGGUGUUGCUGCCAAUGUCAAAGUACAGUCUAGUCUGUCUCGUCCGUUUGCGUUCCCAUUUUUUAUUCCUCCAAUAAGCACAAUACCGACAUGCCACGUGUUUGGCAAUAGUAAAACAACUCUGAUAACGUUUGAUAGCAUGAGACAUGAGUUUAUGGCUCGUCAUGAAUGUGAGUAUGUGUUGGCUCGUCAGCGCACCGUCAAUGAUACAUUUGCAGUUACCUACGUUGGCAAUCAAGUCAAAGUUUACCUUAAUGGAACAAGAUAUACCUUAGAUUCAUCAGGGCUCAUGAUUGACCACACAAGAGUUUCUUUACCGUUUGAAGAUUACGAGGUUGUCAACGUUCGACAUGUAACAACUAAUGGACAUACGUACACACGUUUUACAGCUUGGGCUGGUGUGAACAUUUUCUACACUUCUGGUGGUGUUCAGCUUAGUGUCAAUCCAUUCUAUCGAAAUCAGACAACAGGUUGGUGUGGCAAUGCAAACUACGAUCGUUCACAUGUUGAUGAAAUGAUAAUGCCCAAUGGUGAAUCCACAAUGUCAGCGGAGAACUUCAUUGAAAGCUGGAAAGUAGAUACAAUGUGCAUGUUGCCCAAAUAUGAGAUGCCGGCUGUCAGAGAGCCAUCAAAAUCAGAUCUGAUGGCAUGCAAGAAUAUGUUGUUGACUGUUCUUAAAGCUGGUCAUAUUCACACUGAUGUGUAUCAUUUCUACAAUACAUGUGUGCAUGAUGCUACACUGGGCAUUAAUCCCAAAGUAAGCAUCCGUGCUUACCUGCUGGCUACUCAUGCCAAAGAGAUUGACGUUGAAAGUUGUGAGUAUGGGGCAUGGAGCAACUGGACUGGCUGUCAUGAUGGAGAAGAGGAACGAACACGAGAACUGAAACGGAAUUUGCUGGCAGUUCCGUGCACUCGAACUAAAGAAACUCGUCCUUGUUUGGAGGCUCCUGCUUGUCGUGAUGCUACCAAGCAGAUUGUUUACAUAACACAAGGAGAGAAGAAGAUAUGCAGGAGUGUUCAUCCUACUUUAUAUUGUCCCGGAACGUGUUCAUCAGUUGAAGAGGAGGGAAUUCAUGAAUUUACAUGCAUUAAAAUUGGUGAACCAGGUAGCAAGUUUGACAAUGCAAGUCCAGUAUUUUUGCCUUACACUGCUGUUGUGGAAUGUCACGAAGAAGAGUGACUGUGAGAACAUGGUUACUGUCUUGCUUUGUUUGUGUGUCUUGUCAAUCAAAGUUUUACAGACUGUAAUGCUCUGAUGUAUCUUUAUGGUGUGAGUUAAGAAUUGAACUCGUGAUGCAAUGAA